AAAAAAGUCAUUGAAUUCCUUUGGAGAGGAAACAGGAGCUGCAGUUCUGAUCAGCACGCGAUUAUUCGCUUCAAAUACAGCGGAAUCGAGUUUAAUCCGGAUUAAUUUGGAGUUAUUCGGAGUGUUUUAGUGUUUUUUUCUCAGCGCUUUGUUUCGGAAUGUCACACAAACAGAUCUACUACUCCGAUAAAUACAACGACGACCUCUACGAGUACAGACAUGUGGUUUUACCUCGAGAACUCGCCAAACAGGUGCCCAAGUCUCACCUGAUGUCGGAGGACGAGUGGAGGAGGCUGGGAGUGCAGCAGUCUCUGGGAUGGGUGCAUUAUAUGAUUCAUGAACCUGAGCCUCACAUCCUGUUGUUUAGAAGACCUCUUCCAAAAUAACGAUGGUGACUGUGGCCCUCAGAUCUUCUGGAACCUUCCUGUGGAUUAUUCUGGUAUUCAGUGAAUACUUGCAACCUUUACUGAAGUUUACUGACUUCCUGUAGACGAGCUGGAUUUUUCUCAGCGACUUCGCUCAGUUAGGAAAUGAAGAGGAUGUGUGUCUGAAAGAAACGGUGUGAAUCUGAAAGAGGGCUUUUAAACAUGUGAAUCACGUCUGCUGUGCCUGUCUAACUGAACAUCACUACAAACCAUCGAGAGUUCUGCUGCAUUUUGAGCACCGAUGCCUUAAAAAAAAAAAAACAGUGUUUAUUUUUGUUGUUCUUUGGGUAAAAGAAGGUUAAUUGAUCACUUGUAUCUGUUUAAAGCACUGAAACGUCUGUACGGGGAGCACUCGGGCCAAAUUACUGACACUUUCAGGAAAAGGGGACCAAAGAAAGCUUGUACUGUAGAGAAACAUUGGUUACAUUCAGUUUAAGAGAUGCUUUAAAACUGAUUUAAGUAAGGUUUGAUUAUUAAAGCUGGGGUUAAAUCAGGUGUAAUCAAGCAGAAACAUCAAUUAUGUGGAUUUAUCCAGUGAACUGGAUUAACCAGAGCUGAAUUUAGACACCUGUAGAUCAGAAUGUAUAGGUUGUGUUCACACUGAGAGCUCAAAUCUGAUUUAUUUUAUAUCCAGAUUGAUUGUUGAGAGUCUGGACAGCCAGAAACAACAUUUUAAAUGUGAUUUACGAUCAUAUGUUUACAAAUUGGGUUGGGAUUUGCAGUCUGAACAUAGUCUAAGAGGUCAUGGGUGGUUUUCUGGACAGGAAUUAAGCCUAGUAAACUAUAUUUUCAGUGGAAAAUCUCCAUUUAAAAUGCUGUGUAGGCUUAAAACUAGUGUUGUAGCUCGGGGGUAGAUUGUAGACCUGCAUAAUAAGUGUUUUUACACCUGAUUUAACUUCUUAGCUAAUUAUUAAGCCCUUUUGAUAUCAGAUCCAGUGAACUGGAUUAAUUAAUGCAGUUUAAUGCAGCAGGGUGUAACUGUAAUCUGGAAUCCUAAACUACUAUUCAAGGAUGUGUAUUUUGUGGUUUAGACAAAUGUAAAAGUAUGUUUUGGAGAAUCAGGUUUGGACUAUUUGAGCUUGUGAACAUAAAGAUAAUUCUAUAUGAUUAAAAGAAAAAUAAGGAUUAUGAUUGUGAUGUUGAUAUGGGGUGAAUUAAGGGUGACUGUGAGUCUAUACAAGGUUUAAUUUCAUGUGUCAGUAUGAGGGAAAAGCGUCUUCACUAUUACAGAAAAUAAUCAUUUUAUAUGGUGUUUUUUGUUCCAUUAAUGGCAGUAAACUAAAACACUGAUCCAUUCACCCUGAAUUCACCCCAGAAUGCAGUACAGAAUAGUGUUUAUUUUAAAAUCAAGGAACUAUUUGCGUUUUCUUUUUGUGACCAAAUAAUAAAAAAACAACAAAAGACCAAAAAAUUUUCACAUUAUCAUUCCAGUUUAUCUUGUACAGUUUAAUAAAAACACCUUUUUCAUAUUGAA
Molecule: messenger RNA, 1899 nt
Organism: Astyanax mexicanus (Mexican tetra)
Lineage: Eukaryota; Metazoa; Chordata; Actinopteri; Characiformes; Acestrorhamphidae
Product: CKS domain-containing protein
Exons: 3
Coding region: 159-386 (75 amino acids)
Biological process (GO): regulation of mitotic cell cycle
Cellular component (GO): cyclin-dependent protein kinase holoenzyme complex; SCF ubiquitin ligase complex
Molecular function (GO): protein kinase binding; cyclin-dependent protein serine/threonine kinase activator activity; histone binding
Source: RefSeq, a predicted model, not a curated record